Sphaeramia orbicularis (orbiculate cardinalfish) is the source of this 1121-nucleotide messenger RNA. RefSeq names its product signal sequence receptor, delta (gene ssr4). Lineage: Eukaryota; Metazoa; Chordata; Actinopteri; Kurtiformes; Apogonidae. Gene Ontology annotation, cellular component: endoplasmic reticulum; membrane; endomembrane system. The record is from RefSeq and is a predicted model, not a curated record. The coding region runs from base 139 to 642 and encodes 167 amino acids. The transcript is spliced from 6 exons.
UGUAGCGCAGGCGCGGUGGUGUCCCAGCACUGAGCUGAGGUGGACUUCUUCCUUUCGGUCAGUGAACAAACCUAGAAGCUGCAGUAAGACUCAACAGCUGGAGCUCAGAAAAAGCAAGUAUCCCCCCUGGACGCUACAAUGAUUCGGAUAGCCGCCUUCCUCGCCCUGUUAGUGGUCGCCUGCUCAGGAGAGAGCUGCACAGACCCGGUGAUCAGCCCGUCGGCCUACACCACAUCAGACGCCGUCAUCUCCACCGAGUCUGUCUUCAUCGUUGAACUCAGCUUGACCUGCACCAACGGUGCACAGAGUGUGACUCUGUAUGCUGAUGUCAAUGGAAGACAGUUCCCUGUGACCAGAGGUCAGGAUGUUGGCAAGUACCAGGUGUCAUGGAGUCUUCCUCACAAACAGGCCAGCUCUGGAACAUAUCAGGUCAAAUUCUUUGAUGAGGAGUCCUACAGUGCCCUGCGCAAGGCCCAGAGAAAUAAUGAAGAUGUCAAUGCUAUUCAGCCUCUUUUCUCUGUUAACAUUGACCACAGGGGUGCCUGGAGCGGCCCAUGGGUGUCUACUGAGGUGGUGGCGGCCCUCAUCGGCAUCCUGGUCUAUUACAUGGCCUUCAGUGCAAAGAGCACCAUCCAAGCAUAAACUGAUCCACAAUCCAUUUUUAGCCACUGGAUCAUUAAAGACUGAAUGCUGGCUGGACUUUAUCAACUAUCUGCCAUCAAGUGUUGUGGCAAAUAAAUGCCAUAUUGCCACAUUCUCUGCUUUAGGAUGAGGAAGAAGAGCAGCAGUCUUUGUACUUUUUUAUUCAGACUGUGUCUGUGUUCUAUUGGUCUCUGUCCAUUUACAACUGAUUUUUUUUCAUGGGUUUGUCUUUUCAGUACAGAUAUUUUGUAAUGUUUUAUUAAAAGCAGACCAAUAAACCUUGACCACAAGUUAACGUCUAACAUGUGGAUGCACUGGCUGGUGUGGAACUUGUACAGAUGUGCUGAACACCAGUGAGAGGAAGGUCAAACAUGCAUAUGAAAUAUCAAUAAUGUGACUGCAUUGCCUGACCCAAACAAGCCAAGUGAUAAUGUCUCUUCCAGUAAAACGAAUAAACGGCUUGUUUUUCUUUCAUUGUG